This is a messenger RNA of Populus nigra (black poplar), 837 nucleotides long. Its product is annotated as mitochondrial import inner membrane translocase subunit PAM16 like 2-like. The coding region runs from base 216 to 560 and encodes 114 amino acids. The transcript is spliced from 5 exons. Gene Ontology annotation, biological process: protein import into mitochondrial matrix. The record is from RefSeq and is a predicted model, not a curated record. Gene Ontology annotation, cellular component: TIM23 mitochondrial import inner membrane translocase complex. Lineage: Eukaryota; Viridiplantae; Streptophyta; Magnoliopsida; Malpighiales; Salicaceae.
CAUAUUGGUAGGGUGGAAGCCCGGACCUUUUUCCAGCGAUGGAAACAUUUGGUUUUGUUAAAACUCAAGACCCUAACACUUUACUUCCCCUUCAGCAAGAAACAACCUCAAACGACAACCUGCUUUCUCACAGCUUCAAAUUUUCUCCUGUUUGUUGAAUUCGUAAGUAAUCUUUCCAGUGCCUACUGUUCUGGAAUUAUACAUCUCCUCAAGCGAUGGCUGCAAGGCUGCUUGCUAAUUUGCUUGUCAUGGGAUCUGGAAUUAUGGUGAGGGCAUUUGCUCAAGCGUACCGUCAGGCACUUGCAAAUGCUUCAAAAUCUGGUGUUGCCCACGAAACAGUGCAGAAUAUUAGAAGAGGAAGUAAAAUGAUAUCUGAACCAGAAGCCAGGCAAAUUCUAGGCAUUACUGAGCAUUCAACAUGGGAGGAGAUCUUGCAGAAAUAUGACAAAUUGUUUGAGAAUAAUGCCAAAAAUGGUAGCUUUUAUCUCCAGUCGAAGGUUCAUAGAGCUAAAGAAUGCCUUGAAGAAGUAUAUCAAAAGAAAGCUGAGGGAAAUGUAUGAUUUCUUUAGAUGUCUGAUCUUGAAUGUUCAUCAAUGUGUUGAUGCAUCCCUCCAGAAACUAUACUUUGAUUUCAUAGAAUUAUCAGCUAUGAAGCCCGUUUUGACCUCCUUGAGUUAAUCUAGAUCAAAUAGGUAGUGAUCCAAUAUUACACCAAUUGUCAGUGUCAUAACCUUAAUGUAAUCUCAUCAGUGGACUAAAUUCUUGUGGACAUUAAUACAUCAGUUGGGGUGUGUGGGUUUCUUUUAAUUGGAAAGGAUACUUUUGAAUUUUGAUAAA